Serinus canaria (Common canary) is the source of this 3383-nucleotide messenger RNA. RefSeq names its product nephrocystin 1 (gene NPHP1). The record is from RefSeq and is a predicted model, not a curated record. Gene Ontology annotation, molecular function: protein binding. Lineage: Eukaryota; Metazoa; Chordata; Aves; Passeriformes; Fringillidae. Gene Ontology annotation, cellular component: cilium; cytoplasm. The coding region runs from base 23 to 2104 and encodes 693 amino acids. Gene Ontology annotation, biological process: protein localization involved in establishment of planar polarity. The transcript is spliced from 21 exons.
GACCCAAGAAAGAACUGAGGGUAUGCAAGCAGCGUUCCCAAGCCUGGAAUGGACUGCUCAGGGAGGUUUGGAGUCCCCGACCCCGGAGGUGUCCAAGGAGCAACUGGCCGUGGCGCUCAGUGCUCUGGGCUGGGUGACAAGACAGGCGCCGCCGGCUCUCUUGGGGGUGCGAGAGAUCUUUCCGAGCUCGGGGCUGCCGGGGCCGGCGGUGGGGCACGGAGCGCUGCCGGCCCCGCCCCGGGCCCGUCAUCCGGCGGCGCCGGGGCUGUCCCGUUGCCCGGUGACGAUGUCGGAGCGGCGGGCACGGGGGCCGCUGCAGCGGGUGCAGCGCCGGAGCCGGGAGCUGCGGGCGCAGGUGGAGGCGCUGCGGGCGGAGAGCGCGGCCGCAGCCCCCGGGCAGCGGGAGGCCCUUCGGCUGAGAUGUACACAGCUGAAGGAAUUGGUGGAGGAGAAUACAAACACACUCCACGCUUUGAAAAAAGCUGAUGAGCCUGCGCCGGUGGGGAAUUACAGCCAGAGGAAGGAAGAGGAAGAAAAGCUCUUGCUGAGACUCUCCCAGCAGCUGCAGAAACUCCUUCUUGUCUUGGAUCAGGACAAUGUGACAAAGAGUUAUCCAGGGGGUGAGGAGCACCAGAAAGGCCCUCAUGCACAAGAGGGAAAUGAAGAAGAGGAGGAGAGUGAAGAUGAAGAAAGUGAGGAGGAAGACACUGAAGAAGAAGAAGAAGAAGAAGAAGAAGAUGAGGAGAAGUUGUUGGAUGAUCCAAAUGUUAGAGAAUGUGUUGCUGUUGGGAACUUUGAUGCCCAGCAGGAAGGGGAUCUCACAUUUGUGAAAGGUGAAAUCCUGCUCAUACAUGACAAGAAGGAGGAUGGCUGGUGGGUAGCUGAAAAUUCCAAGGGGGAGAGAGGCCUCGUUCCCAGGACCUACCUUGCGGUUCCUAAGGAAGAAGAAGAAAGCCAGGAGGAGUCAGAAGAACACAUAGAAGUGGUGGAUGAAACAGCAGAUGGAACUGAAAUUAAAAAAAGAACAGAUUCCCACUGGAGUGCUGUCCGAGCCAUUGUAGAGAAUGACACCGUGGAGGUACUGACCACCACAGGGGCAGUUCCUGCAGGGUUCCGCCCAUCCCUGCUGUUCCAGCUCUUGGAGGAAGGUGAAGAGUUUCGAGCAAGUUACUAUUUGCAACCCAAGCUGACUCCAUCCCAGCUGGCCUUCAAAGACUUGGUGUGGAACUCUGAGAGAAAUACUAUCCACCCUAGGCCCACCAGAGUGUCCCUGAUUGUCACUUUAUGCAGCUGCAAGAUGAUCCCUCUCCCUGGGAGCGGCGUGCGCGUCCUCAGCCGGCACGUCCGGCUCUGCCUCUUCGAUGGCAGCCGGGUGCUGAGUAACAUUCACACAGUGAGAGCCACGUGGCUUCCUAAGAAUCCUCAAACUUGGACCUUUUCUCCAAGGGUGAUGGGCAUCUUACCCAGCUUGCUUGAUGGUGACUGUUUUGUCAGAUCCAGCUCCCUGUCUUCAGACAUUGGGAUCUUGUUUGAGCUUGGCAUCACGUACAAGUGCAAUUCAACAGGUGAAAGAGGAGAGCUGAGCUGUGGCUGGGCCUUUCUGAAGCUUUUCACUUCCAGUGGGAUUCCUAUUCCUUCCAAGAUGCACGAGCUGGUCCUGAGUGGUGGAACUCCCUAUGAGAGAGGCGUUGAGGUUGACCCAUCAAUAUCGAGGAGAGCAGGCUCUGGGGUUUUUCAGCAGCUUUUGAGCCUCAGGAAGCAGCCUGUGCUUCUGGUGAAAGUGAAGUCACCGAGUGUGCACUCAAAAGACAUCCUGAAUUUUCUCCCUGAAACAUUAGUCGGGGGCAUGUGCUACAUCCAUCUCCUGGUGUUUUAUCGGCAAAUCCUUGGAGAUGCCCUCCUGAAGGACAGGAUGAGCAUGCAAAGCACAGACUUAAUCUGUAAUCCUGUUCUAGCAACUUUCCCUCAACUCCUGGAUCAACCAGACCUGAUGGAUGCACUUCGGAGUGCCUGGGCAGAGAAAGAAAGAACAUUGAAGAGAAUUGAGAAGUGUCGUGAGGGGGGAACCUGUUACAGGUUGGUACCCAGUGGCUCCCUGUCAUGAUGUGCUUCCAACAGUCAGCUGGUAAAAGCUUUCCAUGGAUACAAAAAGGGGCUGUGUGUGCCCACAAAAUCAUCUUCCCUCCUCCAAACUCUGAGCUUCAGUCCUCCCACAAUCUGCCUGAGUAAAGGCCCCAUAAAUUCCUGAGAUCUCCCUACCCCAGAGAGUUGUAAUCCAUGUUUUGGCACAGAGACAGCUGGAGAAUUUACCUGGUUGUCCCCAGGCUCACCCAGACCUUGUCCUAUAUCCUGUCCCCUGGACAGAGAGCAGCUGCAGGAACUGAAUGAGGAAGCCAUUGCCUCUAUUGCUGGAUUUCCUGGAAGCAGCAGUGGGAUAUUUAAUUCCUGUGCAUGCUCCUGAAUUGAUGCACAAGGAUGGCUCCUGUUUACGCAGAACAAACUUACGCUGAGUCAGAGCAGCUUUUUCAGGGCCAUUCAUCCAAAAGGAGAGCAGAUCUGCUCACGGAAUUGGCACCUCCCCGGGAUCUCAGAACCAUCCAGUUCUACCUGACUGGCGUGUGCCACUCCCAGGGGAGGAUUGCUGCCUGCUGAAGGCUCACCCCUCGUGUGGUUCCCUGAGGCUGAGCUGUGAAACGCUCCCUGCCAGGCACAGCGCUCCUGGGCUAGGACACUCUGGACUUGGAUCUUUCUCAUGUGUUUGAUAAUUGACCAGGCUGAUCCUUUGUCUGUAGGUUUCCAGACUGAUCUUCACAGGGGAGCACACAGGUCACACCAUGCACAAAGAGUGGGACAGCAGUGCCCAGGGGCAGCCUCAGCUCUGGCUCCAAGGAGUGGGAUCAGAGCCACGCUCCGCCUAGGACAGCAGGGAGAUGAGAGGAGUUUGGGUUUCCAGGGCAGGGAGGAUGUGGCACUGCUUUUAAGAAAUAUAAAUACCCCCCAGCAAAGGGCUCUCAGUGCCUGGAGUUUGUGGGAAGGCUGGCAGAGUUCAGGUUUGUGGAUAUGCUGGAGGCUUAUCCAAAAUAAAGGAUGCAUGUUUAGGAAGGUCAAAUCUCUUCCCUUUGUUUUUCUGGGAACUGGGAGUGAGUUGUGUGGGUUUCUCCCCAUGUACAAUACUUUGGAAAAGUGCUUGGCAACACCAUGUGUUUGCACUGCGGUAUUUUCAAACACUCUUCUCUGCAGAGAGAUCAAGAAUUCCUGAAGUCUGCGUUUGUCCUGGUGUACCACGACUCUGUGUUCCCUCUUCUCUGCUCCACGUCCCUCCCCAGCUACAGAUGGGCUGAGGAAGAGGUGGAAUUGUCUCGCUGGAAGGUGAUCCAGGACUU